GAGUCAUUCGUUCUCCGACAUCGCUCCGAAUCGGUUGUACUUUUCUUCGUGUUUUUAUUCCAUUCCGAUUCCGAUUCCGAUUCAAAUACAAACAUUUAACGAGGAAGCCAAGCUGCCAUUGUUUAUUAGCCAAUUCCCAUACAGCUUUAUUGUGUCUUUGUGAGAGUGUUGUGUCACACAAAAAGUGUCGCCUUACUUUUGGUCUGGCAUGCAAGUCAUGAUCUUGGCUCGCAGCCGGCUUUACUGCCACCUUGAUGACGCAUUUCUUCUUGAGCACAGAUCUUUGUAAACAACAACAACCUCUGUGGCUGUGGCUGCCUACCUGUGUGCCCCUUCGGCUGCGCUGGUAUUUGUUUCGGUGGUGGUAGCAGUAUCGGUAUCUGUUAGUUUCUUUGUCGGAGUGUGCAAAAGAUGCUCGAAAAAACGCUUGGCGCGCAUUUUGCGGGCCGGCAAUAUGCAAAAUGCAGCUGCUCCGCUCUGUUGCUUUCUCUGAUUGUGCCGCUGUUUCCUCUGCUCCUGCUCGGCCCAUCUCUGGCAGCGGGGCAUGUCAGUAGUGGAUCUGCGUCAUCCUCAUUAGCUCCCACCCCCGAUCCCAGCCUGGUGCUGGUCAACAAAUGCUGCGAGAAAUUCGAAAUACACGUGGACAACGAGUGCCAGCAGGUCAACGAAACGGAAUUCUUUCAGCCAAUGUUCACCAGCUAUGAUGGGUCGCAGAACAGGCCCGUUCGUUUCAAGUUCGUCAUCGGCAUCCCCAACUGUGGCUCCUUGCAGAUGUGGCCCAUAUACCACUAUGUGGGGAGCUCUGAUAAGCUGAUACUGCUUGACGAUGGGAGGUUAAGACACUUCACCAAUGCCCAGGAUGAGGAGGAGGAGGUCAAUGGCAUUCGGACGGACUACGAGGAAGACAUUGUCGGCGCACUGGAACCACUUUUUCACGAUUACGAUCAUGGAUUGUACUGCAUCGAUAAAGCUACCUCCAGCACUGGCGACGAACAGGUACUCUUCGCAAAGAUCUGCUUGGCCCACAAGGAAAUCAAGUGGAAUGAUUCAAACUUCCUGCUCCGCAAGAUUCUCAAUCCCAUUUUCCAUGGUAUCUCACUGAUUGUUCUUUUGGUUAUAGCCAUUAUCUAUUUUAUACUGCCUACUCUAAGCAGAGAUCUGGUGGGAAAUAUUGUAACAACUAUUGCCGUGUGUCUGAUGGUCAGCCAGGCGGCCGACCUGGUUCGCAUCUUCACCGAACUGACCAGCCAUGUUAGCUUCAUUGUUGCGGAUAUAAUCUUGUGCUUUAGCUUGCUUGCAGCCUUCUUCUGGCUAAACAGCUUCGGCUACUACAUCUGGAAAACGUUUCGGUCGAGAAACGUCUUCCUACGGGUUACGGAUGGCCGAAAGUACUGUUACUACUCCGCCUAUGCUUGGGGAUGCACGGGAACAAUGGCAGCCAUGGCCGUCUUUGCCCAUUUUUUCCUGGACGCAGAGUCUUACAAGCAGGAGAACCUAGUAGGCGAACAGGAGACGAUCGGGUUGCUGGGAAUAUGCAUAUUCUUUGCACCAAUUGCAUGUACUAUUCUGGUCAAUAUUUUCUUCUUUGUGACCACCAGAAAGCUGAUAAAUAGGCGGACUGUUUACGGGCGCAUUGCCCAUAAGUUAAAAGCUAACUUUAUAAUGUUUUCACUAAUGCUCCUGGUGAUGUCAAUAUCUUGGCUCUUCCUUAUCUUGACCUGGCUGCAGUUGGAAGGAUUGCUGUAUGCGCACAUCAUAAUGAACGCUCUGGUGGCCCCACUUUUGCUCUACAUAUGCGUACUGCGCCAGAGGCACGUCACCUUCCUGUUAAAGAAAACCUGCUGCUACAAUGAACCACCUUCGGCGAAUGACUGGGGCGAUGAGCUGCACUACAUGAACGGCAACGACUACUGAGACGUCACCUUUUACCCGCCCUCACUACUUUAAGUGUUUUUUAAUUUAGCAAUGUCUAACAUUGAGAUUUGUACUUAAACUUAACUAAUUUAUGCUGUACGAGAUAGUAAUUGAAUUAAAAGUCUGACACUCA
Drosophila bipectinata is the source of this 2047-nucleotide messenger RNA. It is a transcript of the gene mthl5, whose product is annotated as G-protein coupled receptor Mth-like 5. Gene Ontology annotation, cellular component: membrane. Gene Ontology annotation, molecular function: G protein-coupled receptor activity. The record is from RefSeq and is a predicted model, not a curated record. Gene Ontology annotation, biological process: cell surface receptor signaling pathway; G protein-coupled receptor signaling pathway. NCBI's taxonomy places the organism in Eukaryota, Metazoa, Arthropoda, Insecta, Diptera, Drosophilidae.